Messenger RNA from Cicer arietinum (chickpea), 585 nucleotides. The record is from RefSeq and is a predicted model, not a curated record. NCBI's taxonomy places the organism in Eukaryota, Viridiplantae, Streptophyta, Magnoliopsida, Fabales, Fabaceae.
AUGAUAGAUUGCAAGCCAAUUGACACUCUUAUGGAUCCAAAUGUCAAUCUCCUACCAGAUGAGGGAAAGGCCUUUCCAGAUCCAGGAAGAUAUAGGAGGUUAGUUGAGAAGUUGAAUUACUUGACCAUGACGAGACCAGAUGUUUCAUAUGUUGUGGUUGUGGUGAUUCAAUUCUUGAAUUCCCAUUGUGAUAGUCAUUGGAAUGUUGUGUUUAGAAUCUUGAGAUACAUUAAAGGAGCUCCAGGAAAAGGUCUUGUUUACACAGACAUAGGUAAUUUAGAUAUUGUUGCUUACACAAUUGCAUAUUGGGUUGGAAGUUCUUCCGAUAGACGGUCCACAUUUGGGUAUUGUGUUCUUAUUGGUUGUAAUUUGAUUUCUUGGAAAAACAAAAAGCAGAAGGUUGUUGCCAAAUCUAGUGUUGAGGCUGAAAAUCGAGCUAUGGCACUUACUACUCAGGAGCUCAUAUGGCUCAGAUACCUUCUCCAAGAGUUUCACUUUUGUAAUAUAGGCAUUAUGAGUCUCAUAUGUGAUAAUCAAGCAGCCUUACAUAUUGCUUCUAAUCCAGUCUUUCAUGAAGCGAAGUAA